GGGGCCGGGUCUCCAGUUCCAAGAAUGGGGCACAAGGAGGCGGCGCGGGCCCCGCCCCCUCCCCUGGCGGGCGCGGGCGCGAGACGCUGCGCGGCGGCGGUGGCGGGCGCGAGCGGCAGCUGUCAGGCCACCGAGGUCCGAGCUGCUCUUGCUGCCUCACCGAGGACGAGGAGGCAGCAGGAGCGGUGACCGUGUCACUGAGGAGCCGGACUGCCGGCACGCAGAGCUGACCUGCCUGGUACCCGCGGCCCCCUCCCAUCUCUCUCCCAUUGUAUUGGGUAAGGUGCAGGAAACAAAUGGGAGUUGGAGACAGUGAAGGAGAGCAGAGGGUUACCUUGAACCCUAAAAAGAAAGAAUAAAACAACAACAAGGAAAAGAAAGGACUAAAACUGUGGCAACGACCCAACUGGGUAGGUUCUCUUGGUUAUAAACUCCUCCCCAUCUGGUGCUGCAACAAUGAGUGGGAAAUCCUUGCUCUUAAAGGUUAUUCUCUUGGGUGAUGGUGGAGUUGGGAAAAGCUCACUUAUGAACCGUUAUGUAACCAAUAAAUUUGACUCCCAGGCUUUUCACACCAUAGGGGUAGAGUUCUUAAAUCGAGAUCUGGAGGUAGAUGGACGUUUUGUAACUCUCCAGAUCUGGGACACUGCAGGGCAGGAGCGUUUCAAGAGCCUUAGGACACCCUUCUACAGGGGAGCAGACUGCUGCCUCUUGACCUUCAGCGUGGAUGACCGACAGAGCUUUGAGAACCUUGGUAACUGGCAGAAAGAAUUCAUCUACUAUGCAGAUGUGAAAGACCCUGAGCACUUCCCCUUUGUAGUUCUAGGUAACAAGGUAGACAAAGAAGAUAGGCAAGUGACUACUGAGGAGGCACAAGCUUGGUGCAUGGAGAAUGGGGAUUACCCUUAUCUAGAAACAAGUGCCAAAGAUGAUACUAAUGUGACAGUGGCCUUUGAAGAAGCUGUCAGGCAGGUGUUGGCUGUAGAGGAACAGCUAGAACAUUGCAUGUUGGGUCACACUAUUGACUUGAACAGUGGCUCCAAAGCAGGAUCCUCAUGCUGUUAAAAGCAGGCAGCCUUUUAAAAGUGUGCCACAAAUUUUUCAGUCAAUAGUGUCAGAAAAACUGUGCCCUUCCGAGAGGGCACACACACAAAAGGGUAAGAGAGAAGGUUGUGAUUGUGUAUCAGAGACUUUCAAAUUGAGGUUGUAAGAGCAAGUAAAAAAAAAAAAAAAAAAAGCUUUACCAAGCCAAGUGUAUUUUGCGUGAUUUCUGCUGUUUCCUUCUUGUGUGUAUCAGGACAUUUCAGAAAGCUUCAGUCCUGAGAAAUUUAAAUAUUUUCAAAUCCAGUUUAAACUUAGAACCCAGCAGCAUGAAGGAGUUAAAGAGCUACAGAUAUCCCUUAAAGUGUUCCAUUAGUCAACUAACAAAUGUCACCAUGGACUCUUGGCAAGCAGUUUCUGACAUUUCUGCUAAAGGAAGAAAAAAUAAGACUCUGAGCUGUAUUACAAUAAAAAAAAUAAUGCAAACAAGGAUGUCCUAAGCUUCAAUUAUAAAAGGGUUGUGAUAAUUAGGCAUAUAAGAGUAUAAUGACAUACACUGCCUUGUUUGAAUCCUUAUAUAUGGUUUGCUCCCAUUUGAGCUUUUCAAAAAAAUUAUCUCAAUAAGAGGUACAUUGAUGACACUGGAAAUUGCUUAUAUUCUUUGUGUUUGAAGUAACAGGGUAUUAGUGAAUGGAUUAUGCUUAAAUAUGCCAACCACCCUUGCAAAUAAAUGGUUGGUCUGCUUUUACUUCAUAAGUCUACUUUUGCUGUAUAGGGAUGUUGCUUCUCUGACAACCUCUUAUCAAUUUAGCAAUGCUGCAUAGUAUAUGGCUUUGGAUACAGUGCUCUCUGCUCAUAAUUUUGAUGGUCCUUUGUGCCACUGUGCUCUGCUCUCAGAGAAAUCUUCAGAAAAGAUUGGGGGAUAAUGGGCUUUUCUCACAAGUUUCCUUAACUAAAAUAUUUAUUAUAGGGACUAAUUAUAGGAACUAAUAUCUUUAUAUUGCACUGUAUGUUCAAGUGGCCAAACCAGGACACUGAAAGUAGCAAGAGAGCAGACUUUAACCCAAUGAUAGACUGAAUUUCUCAUAGAGUUGUCCAACAGUGGAAUGGACUGCCUUAAUAAUGAACUCCCUUCCAAUGAAAAUAUUCAAGAAGAUACUAGAUGAGCAUCUGUUAAAAUACCAUAAAAGGAAUUUCUGUCCUGGCUAGAUAUUUGGUUUAAGGUCCCUUCCAGCUCUAAGUUCUAUGAAUCUGCAAGUUACAAAAUAUGUUUCAGUGCCAGGAUAUCACUGGAUGUUUCUUAAGACAACAGCUAAGACUUUGGAGAGGGACUUUUAAAAUUCUCAAACUAUUCUGGGAUCAGCAUUUAACAGCAAUUCCACAGCUCUUUCUUUUGCACCAUAGCAGGAUAAAUUCUUGAGCUUUGAGUAGUCAUUAUGUACCCUGGUAUAAAUAUCCUAAAAAUACCAUAUUAAAAUACAAAAGUGGUUUAUCAAAUUUUUAUUACCAUGACUGCUAGCUAUAUAAUGUAUUACAAAUAUGCAGUCUGGUUCUUGUUGGUUGAUCUGUUUGUCCUGCAAAGCUUUAAAUCCGUACUUUUAAAAUAUCUAUGUUAAAAAAUAAUGACCCAAGGUAGUAAAGGACAGUUAGAAGUGACUCCCCCCCCC
This is a messenger RNA of Mustela erminea (ermine), 2705 nucleotides long. It is a transcript of the gene RAB9B, whose product is annotated as RAB9B, member RAS oncogene family. Gene Ontology annotation, cellular component: late endosome; phagocytic vesicle; lysosome. The record is from RefSeq and is a predicted model, not a curated record. The transcript is spliced from 4 exons. Lineage: Eukaryota; Metazoa; Chordata; Mammalia; Carnivora; Mustelidae. Gene Ontology annotation, biological process: retrograde transport, endosome to Golgi; Rab protein signal transduction. The coding region runs from base 457 to 1062 and encodes 201 amino acids. Gene Ontology annotation, molecular function: GTPase activity; GTP binding.